AUGCUCCGCUUAGUGACUUUGUUUAGUUGUGGAGUCUCAGGGGGCGGGAAGACAAUGCCUGCCAAUUGGCUGUGGGAAGUUGUUUGGCCAGCUCCAAAGACCACACUCUGGGUGAAGCCCAAAAAAUCCCAAGUUGAGCUGAACAUGGCUGUGGAUCAUGGCCUUGAACUGCAACGAGAGGAAGCAGAAUGCCCCAGCCGUAGGAGAGUAGUAGGGGAUGAGGUAGAGCUGACUAAGCCAUGUGGGAAGGAAUCGUACCCAGGAAGGAAAGGUGUCCCCUUGGCAGGGUUGAUUCCAGCGUUUGAAAUCUGUUUGAGGGGUCUGUACCCUCUGAAUAGAUUAAGGUUUGUAACUGGGUUCCAACCAGGGACUCCAUCAAAGUCGAACCCUUACAAGACUUGGCAUCCUGGCAAAGGACCCUAG
This is a messenger RNA of Laccaria bicolor S238N-H82, 423 nucleotides long. RefSeq lists its product as uncharacterized. The transcript is spliced from 4 exons. Lineage: Eukaryota; Fungi; Basidiomycota; Agaricomycetes; Agaricales; Hydnangiaceae. Bases 1 to 423 code for a protein of 140 amino acids. The record is from RefSeq and is a predicted model, not a curated record.